AUGGCUUUAUUAUCCUUGCUCUUCGUGCUCGUGCAAAGCCUGAUCCAGUACCCUCAGCCGGCUGGGGAUGGGCUGGAUGAGGUCACGCACUGGCGAAUGCAAGAGCGUCAGGAGCUGCUGGACCGCGAGAUGGCUCGGCUGCUGCAGGAGCUGGAGCAGGGGCCCCCGGAGCAGCAGGACGAGGGCUGGGGAGCCGUGCUCUUUGGUGCUCUGCAGCAGUGGCCAUUCUGGGUUCUUGCUGGAGUCCUGCUCCUCUUGGGCCUGUGGUUUAGCUGCAGGAGAAGGAGCCGUGAAGCCAGCAGCAGCAGCAAGGACCAGAGCUGCAAGACCUUGAGAGAUGAGAGAGGAAAAGAACAGGAAAGAGACAGUGUUGAUUCAAGGGAAGGUGAAAACUUUGACGUGACUGUGGAGGCAGACGAUGACGGCAGUGGAUAUGACAGAGAAGACAGUCCUGUGGCUUCAAAUGAGAGAGAUGAUGAUGAUGCCAUUGAAGACAAUGAUGAGGUGAAGGAGAAGGAAGACAGCGAUGUUAAGAGUGACAAUGGCCAUGACUUAAAGAAAGAUGAGGAAUGGAGUGAUGAGAAUGUGCCAGGAGACAAUACUGCUGAAGGAAAUGAAGAAGAACCUGGCAGUGUUGCUGGAAAUACAGAAGGCCUUGAUGAAGCAAAUGAAGGAGAAAACAAGGAUGUGCAGGUGGAGCAAGACAAGGACGCUGGAAAGGAAGAAGAAGGAGAUGGAAAUGAAGGAGAAAACAAGGAUGUGCAGGUGGAGCAAGACAAGGACGCUGAAAAGGAAGAAGAAGGAAAUGGAAAUGAAGCAAAAAACAAUGGUGGAAAUAUGAAGGCAGGCAACAGAGAUGUAAAUGAAGGUGAAGACAAUGUAGAUGGAAAGGAAGAAUACACGGAUGUGCAAGUGCAGGAAAGCAGUGAUGCCAGUGAACAGAGAAGCAGUGAUUGGACUGGGCAGGAAGACAGCAGUGGAAUUGAUCGUGGGAAGGAAGUUGACGAUAGUGGUUUUCCUGCAACUGUGGAAGAAAAUAAGGAAAUUGAAAAAGAAGAUGAUGAUGAUCGAAGCAAGGAUGAAGAGCAGGGUGGUGUAAAUGUGGAGGGAAACAAGAACAAGGACAGAAAAGAAGACGAACAAGGUAAUGUGGCUGCCAGUGAAAAAGAAGGCAGUGAUGGUGGCAAGGAAGAAAGCGGCAGUCGUGGAAUUGAAGACAGAGAAGACGGCCGAGAUGCUGGGUAUACGCAAGGCAUCCUUUUAGUGGAUCACAUAGAGUGGCCUGUGGAGGACCUGGAGAGAGGUUGCUCAGUGACAGCUGAGCUGAUGGAAAGCUUCACGCGUGUCUUUGUGGACAGCGUGAGAAAUAGUUUCUACCCGGUGCCUCAGGAAGCCAUUGGAGUGGGCAGUGCCUUUGAGGGUUGGAGUCCCCGUGAGUGGGAUGGGAUGUACCGGGUUCUGAUCCCACUGAAUCCCCCGCCAGGGCAUGCCUUCCACCCAGAGCUUAACAGCGCAGGGCAGGUGGCAGCAAGGACCUUCAGUGUCCGUGUGGAGCUGGUGUGCACGUGCAAGAGGGAGCAGCUGGGCAAGCAGCUGUUGUGCUUCGUGCACCACUCGCAGGAGGAGCUGCGGCGGAAGCGGAAGCGCAGCCUCCUAGAGACACUUUGCACCGGCUCCUACCUGGAUGUGGAGAAAACCUCCCGCUGGUUCCGCCAGUUGGUGAGGUCCUCUUGGCUGCAUGUGCCUCAGUCAUACUCCUGGCACUUGGUGUUUCAGCCCUGCAGCCGGUCCUGCCAAUUCCAGCUGAGCAAAGGCAAGAAGAGCCUGACGGUGGAGAUGCUCUUUGGGGCCCAGAAAGGCAGCUCCAGCAUCUUUGUGAGCAGCCAGCCUGCUGAGGCCAACUUCAUUGCAAGCACAGCGUGGCCUGAGACAUACGCUGUGGCAGAGGCAAAAUUCUUCCAUCACGUUGCCAGCCAGAUGCCAUGUGAGAGUUUGCACCUGAAAUGUCUGCAGGUCUUCACCUGCAUCCUGAGGGGCACAGGUUUUUCCAGCUCUACCUGGAAGACUGUGGUCAUGCACGUGCUGACCACUGUACCGCUGUCCCGGUGGAGCAGGAGGGAAUUUGCGCGGCGGCUGUGGGACAUCAUGGCAUACCUGCGCCGCUGCCUGCAGUUGAAACGCCUGGAGCACUUUGUGCUUGGCAACGAGAGGCUUCCUGCAGAGAUCAGCUUGCCACCAGCAAUGCAAGGGGUUGAGCCACUCAACCUCUUUGAGCACCUGGCCCAAAAUCCGGCUGCCCACAGAGAGGCGAUGCGAGCUUAUGGUCAGCUGCGAUUUCGCCUCUGGAUGCUGCUCUCCAGCCACUGA
Poecile atricapillus (Black-capped chickadee) is the source of this 2367-nucleotide messenger RNA. RefSeq lists its product as uncharacterized. Bases 1 to 2367 code for a protein of 788 amino acids. The transcript is spliced from 2 exons. Gene Ontology annotation, cellular component: membrane. Lineage: Eukaryota; Metazoa; Chordata; Aves; Passeriformes; Paridae. The record is from RefSeq and is a predicted model, not a curated record.